AUGUCCGUUCCUCGGACAUUUGACCGGACGUCUUACCAACCAGCCCCCUUGGCCAUGGAUGCAACCAUCAACGGCGCCUUUGAGGCUUUAGACGGCAUCCAUUUCGACUUUCAACCAUUCACUGUGCAGGAAGCCCUCCGGGAGGAUUCGGCAACCCUCGAACGACAGAGAUUCUCCUGGGAAACUCCGUCAGCAUCUUUACAUCAAGCUAUUUCCGGUGAUACUCUCGCCAGUGAUGAACAGUCACAGCUCUAUAUCUGUUCUCCUUCUUCCGUCGUUUGGAAAUCCCACGAACAUCUUCGUUCCAUUCUACCAGAGGAAAUCACUGGAACCUUUGUAAACAGUCGCGAGAGCCUUGAUCAACGGGUGCAUCGGUGGCUCUUGGAGCUCCCUGAUAUUCCAUGGUUGGAUGUAAGAUAUGUGGAUGCCCUAGAGGAAAGCAGCGAAGACGAAACUUCAUCAACGACUGAUACUGAACAACCAAGGGAGUCUAUUCCCGGAACCGAGGGUCUCUUAAACUACCUGGACUUCUUGGACACAUGCUAUGAAAGCAUACAACCUACAAGUCCAACACAUGGAUAUGUAGACUACGGAAAGCCUGACCUUCACGACGCCACGGAUUUUACAACAGGCCUCGAUGCAUACCACCUGACCCUGCUACAAAUGGACUCAUCUUCCGCUUUCGCUACAAAGGUUGACGGGAAGUUUCGACCAUCGAUGCGACGACGAUACCCUCGGGGCCUGGAAAAGGAAGCACGCAAAAGAGCGAUUACUGUAGCGUUUAUUACAAAAUUUGCCGACUUGGAGGACUGA
Molecule: messenger RNA, 813 nt
Organism: Fusarium subglutinans
Lineage: Eukaryota; Fungi; Ascomycota; Sordariomycetes; Hypocreales; Nectriaceae
Exons: 4
Coding region: 1-813 (270 amino acids)
Source: RefSeq, a predicted model, not a curated record